Anoplopoma fimbria (sablefish) is the source of this 2478-nucleotide messenger RNA. RefSeq names its product transferrin-a (gene tfa). The transcript has 18 exons. Bases 7 to 2157 code for a protein of 716 amino acids. Gene Ontology annotation, cellular component: early endosome; plasma membrane; recycling endosome. Lineage: Eukaryota; Metazoa; Chordata; Actinopteri; Perciformes; Anoplopomatidae. The record is from RefSeq and is a predicted model, not a curated record. Gene Ontology annotation, biological process: antibacterial humoral response; iron ion transport.
UGUGUUAUGGACAAUUGGAGGCUCAGUCAGAGGUUUGCUAUAAAAACCCGAGCUGCCUCCUGGACAGCCUGCUUUACUGACCUGGAGACCCCGCCGUCCAACAUGCAGACUCUCCUUCUUGUGGUGCUGCUCGGAUGCCUUGCCACCGUGUUCGCGGCCCCCGCUGACCGGGUGAGAUGGUGCGUCACGUCGGACAGAGAACUUGCGAAAUGUACGGCCCUUGCAGCCAAAGCUCCGGUGUUCUCCUGCGUGAGGAAGGACAACGCCCUCAGCUGCAUCAUUGCAAUCAGGGCUGGUGAGGCAGAUGCGAUCACUUUGGAUGGAGGGGACAUCUACACUGCUGGACUGAACAACUACAACCUGCAGCCCAUUAUUGCUGAGGACUAUGGCAUCACCUCGGACACCUGUUACUACGCUGUUGCUGUGGCGAAGAAGGGCACUCAAUUUGGCUUUAAACAACUCCAGGGGAAGAAGUCCUGCCACACUGGGUUGGGGAAAUCUGCAGGCUGGAACAUCCCCAUAGGAACUCUGGUGUCCAUGGGUUUGAUUCAGUGGGAAGGCAUUGAAGACAGACCUGUUGAGGAGGCGGUGAGCGACUACUUCUCGUCCAGCUGUGUCCCGGGGGCAACACCCGGCACCAAAUUGUGUCAACUGUGCAGGGCAGACUGUUCCAAGUCCCACAGUGAGCCUUACUACGACUACAGCGGAGCCUUCCAGUGCCUGAAGGACGGGGCUGGAGACGUCGCUUUUGUAAAGCACCUCACUGUACCUGAGGCGGAGAAGGACAACUACGAGCUGCUGUGUGAUGAUAACCGCAGGGAGCCUAUCGACAACUACAAAAGCUGCCACCUGCUUAGAGCACCAGCUCAUGCUGUUGUCAGCCGCAAGGACAAACAGCUGGCUGAUUUAAUCUGGAAUAGCAUCAAUUCAGUACAGUCUUCACAGGAAUUUAACCUCUUCUCCUCUGAAGCCUAUGCACCUACCAAAAACCUGAUGUUCAAAGACUCAACAGUGAAGCUGGUGCAGUUGCCCGCAAACACCGAUUCCUCCCUGUAUUUGGGAGCUAAAUACUUGAGCAUCGUCCGUUCCCUUAAGAAAGAGCAGACAAACCCUGCGUCCACGGCCAUUAAAUGGUGUGCUGUGGGCCACGCUGAGAAGAGCAAGUGUGACACGUGGAGCAUUAAUAGUUUGGUUGAUGUCACCACCGCCAUUGAAUGCCAGACUGCCGCCACAGUUGAUGAGUGCCUGAAAAAGAUUAUGCAUCAAGAGGCUGACGCAAUGGCAGUGGACGGAGGACAGGUGUACACCGCUGGGAAGUGUGGUCUGGUUCCUGCUAUGGUGGAGCAGUACAACUUAGAACUGUGCAACGCCCCUGGAGCAAAAGCCUCCUCUUACUAUGCUGUCGCUGUGGUUAAGAAGAGUUCAGGGUUGACUUGGGAAACCCUGAAGGGCAAUAGGUCUUGCCACACAGGCUUUGGCAGAACUGCUGGCUGGAACGUCCCCAUGGGUCAAAUACACAAAGACACUGGCGACUGCGACUUUACCAAGUUCUUCAGUAGCGGCUGUGCCCCCGGAGCAGACCCCAGCUCUUCAUUCUGUACUCAGUGUGCCGGCAGCGGCAAAACUGUGGGAGACGGUUCCAAGUGCAAAGCCAGCGCUGAUGAGCAGUACUACGGCUACGCUGGAGCCUUUAAAUGUCUUGUUGAUGGCGCCGGUGAUGUUGCCUUCAUCAAACACACAAUCGUUCCAGAAAACACUGAUGUCAACCAUGAUGACUACCGGCUGAUCUGCCCGGGGGGGAAGCGAGUGCCAGUCUCCGAUUAUGCUUCUUGUCACCUGGCUGUCGUGCCCGCCCAUGCUGUGGUGACUCGUCCGGAGAUCCGCAGUGAGGUCGUUCGCAUCCUCUUGGCACAGCAGGCCAGAUUUGGUUCCAGUGUCAGUGAUGGCUCAUUCAGCUUGUUCAAGUCAAAAUCAGGAAAGAACCUCCUUUUCAAGGACUCCACUAAGUGUCUCCAGGAGGUUCCAGCUGACCAAAGCUACGACAGGUUUUUGGGAACAAAGUACAUGAACACCAUGAGUUCGCUCAGACAGUGCAGCGACUCCACUCCAGAUCUGGAGAAAUCUUGCACUUUCCAUUCCUGCCAGGAAACAAACUAGUGACAACCCCGGAGCACGUGGUGCCUCACUCAGCCCUCAGUGAUUCGGGCACCUUAACCACACUUCCCACACUCAACCCAAAAAUUGCCAUUUGUAUUUUCUUACUGAUCUUGACCAAGACCUGUUGUUUAGAAGAAAAACAGACAAACAAAUACAUUGCACUACCAUGACUUACAAAUCAAACAUGCAGUGACCAAUCUUGUCCACCUGUAGCUGUUUUCAUUCUGCAGAAUCAAAAUGUUUCAUUACCUGUAUUAUUCGAUCAACUAUGUUUUGUUAACACGUGACUGACUUAUCUCUAAUAAAGCCAUUAUAAUGCUC